Messenger RNA from Paramuricea clavata, 519 nucleotides. Lineage: Eukaryota; Metazoa; Cnidaria; Anthozoa; Malacalcyonacea; Plexauridae. The record is from the annotation of a GenBank genome assembly.
AUGCCUUACUAUGAGCUGAUCGCGGCUUUAUCGCCCGAAGCUGCCACUGAGGUUCGCGACGUGAUCCUUACGCCUACUUCUACGAAUCCGUUCGACGUACUUAAAGCUACAUUCACCGAGCGAGUGUCCCUUUCCAAGCGUCGAAAGAUCCAACAACUCUUACACACUGAAGAGUUAGGGGACCGAAAACCAUCGCAACUGCUCCGACGCUUACAACAAUUACAUGGUACAUCCGACAAAGAGCUUUUACGUGAGCUUUUUCUACAGCGCCUGCCUUCGAAUGUCCAGAUUAGUCUGUUAUCACAUCCAGACAAACCGUCGGCUGACUUAGCAUUGAUGGCUGAUGGAAUGAUAGAGCUAACCGAUGCUCGCCCAUCCAUUGCCCAGAUUGAAACACCCGAGUCAGCAGAAAUCUCGUCAAUCGGAUCUGAUGUCAAUAAAGUCCUCAAGCUUCUUGACACUGGAGCUCGGAAACCUCCUGCUGAUCCGAAGCUGGUCAAGGAAGGUCUCUGUUGGUAA